AUGGGUAACGAACAAAGCGUUUCUGCAUCAUCAAGCAAUGGCAGUGGUGUGUCAACGUCGCUUUCGUUUUUAGCUGGUAAAAGGGAUUCUUCAUUAACGAACAAACGGUCUGGUCCAGUUGUUGUUGUUAAAUCUGGCAUCGAUUCGUUGCCCACUCCUGCAGACGAUCAAAUACUCAAGAGAUUUGUAGAAAUUCCAAAAUUUUUCCCAAUUCUGCGGAGUGCACUUAAUCAAGCUGGUUUGCGCGAUCCUCCAGAUGUAACACUUAAACUGAGCCCUCGACCGAUUCUCAAAUUUGCUUAUCGCCUUCAAGAUCAUCUUUCACAGUGUGCAGUAACCGUGGUAUCGGAACAAGAUGCACUCACAUCAGUGAUCCGAAAUGUCGACUAUGCAUUGUCAAGUAUAAUAAGUAAAUUAAACGAGCGUAAGAAACGUUUCGAUCGUCUUUCCGGCGAGCUUGCAAGUGCUCGUGAAAUUCAAGCUCAAAUGAUGAAUGUUCGAUUUCUUUUGGAAGACGUGGUGCCAUGCGUUGAGACACUAAACGAAAUUUUGCCUUUGGAGCAGCGUUUACCACCGCUGAAUUUGGAUCGAGUGUUGGAGAGGACACCGGCGAUAUCAUCGACCGAAUCGUCACCUGACCCGGGUGCCGUAUCACGAGCUGUUCGUUUCGCAGGCGCCUUGGCCACCACUGCGAUCACAUCGAAUCUUCACAUUGAACCAGUCGAAGAAUUCACCGUUAUCGACAAACCUAGCAGCAUUCCACAACGACGUUCCUGA
Molecule: messenger RNA, 777 nt
Organism: Anisakis simplex (herring worm)
Lineage: Eukaryota; Metazoa; Nematoda; Chromadorea; Rhabditida; Anisakidae
Source: the annotation of a GenBank genome assembly